AUGCUCGUCCGUCGCUCUGCUGCGAUAGCAUUUUCUCAAGGCCAUUUCAAAUUCAAGUUCUCAAAAGAUCCAAAUUAUCAUGUUUGGCAAGUCUGGAUUGGUGGCCCGGGUAGACCAUCAGUCCUAGACAAUGUGCCAAUGACCACAAGGGGCGCGUUUAAGAACCAUUCAGACUCCGAAAUUCCGUUUCCGGAUAAAUCCUUACUAAAAGCAUUCUCAAGAUUUACGAACGCCAUUCGUUGGUAUCACAUCUCUGUAGAGAUUGCUCUACAACAACAGAAGCCCCCACCAGUCAGCACCGCGCUUACUCCAUCGUUCUGUCAUCGCCUCUCGGAAUACGGCGCCGUGUUGUUUUCUGCGUUCUGUCGUUUGAUGCCGUCCCCACUCAGAGCACAGAUUUACCGUGGGCUGUGGUUUCUUGGGGCACGUCUAUACGGGCCGUCAUGCAGCUUCAAUGUGCAGCGGCUCCCCUUUGGGAUGUAUCUCAAGACGAAACGCCAAGAACAUCAAAGCUUAGCAAGCGAGUACGGUGCCUUGCAGUAUCUGCGGAGACUUACACAUAUACCCGUCCCACGACCAUUGGAUCUCGUUUGCGGUUCAGACAUAUCUUACAUGUUGACAACUCGGCUCCCUGGGCAUCCUGUUGGUCUUUGUCUAGACUCUAUGAGCGACGCUGGGGUAGAUGCGUUUAACAAUGAACUAAAACAAUAUCUGAGCGAGCUUCGAGCACUACCGAAACCAGUUGGUAUAAAGCACGCAAUCUGCAACGCUGUUGGGGGACCUUUGUAUGACUACCGCAUGAUUGCAGGUCAAGAUUAUGACAAAGAUCGAGGAGACCACAUUCAACCAUUCGCGACUGAGGAGGACUUCAACAAUAAGCUCCAGACCCCAGCGCUUCCCGGUGUUUGUCACAAAUCAGGGCACCAGAUUGUCUUGACACAUGCGGAUAUAAACAUGAGAAAUAUCUUGUACCAUAACGGGAGAAUCUCUGGCAUCAUAGACAAGGAAAAUGCUGGCUGGUUCCCUGAUUACUGGGAGUACACAAAGGCUCUCUAUGUCACAAAGGUCAACAGGCGGUGGCUGAGCAUGAUGGAUCGGGUAUUUGCAACCUUUGGGGAUUUUAGGGAGGAUUAUGUUACGGAGCGUAAGCUAUGGGAUUAUUGCUAUAGCGGGAAAUUCUAG
This is a messenger RNA of Fusarium pseudograminearum CS3096, 1182 nucleotides long. RefSeq lists its product as uncharacterized. Bases 1 to 1182 code for a protein of 393 amino acids. The transcript has 3 exons. NCBI's taxonomy places the organism in Eukaryota, Fungi, Ascomycota, Sordariomycetes, Hypocreales, Nectriaceae. The record is from RefSeq and is a predicted model, not a curated record.